UCAUGGGGCCCCCGGGCAAUAGGGAAUCAUGGGGCCCCUGUGUCCUUGCCCAAACUCAAAAAAGCUUAUGAAAAAGGUACCAGGGGCAUCUCAUGGGGCCCCCUACUGACCUUGGGCCCUCAGGCAGUGCCCAAGUUUCCAAAUGGUCAGUCCGCCGCUGCUUACCCUUAUCUUGUAUGGGACGGGAAGUAGGAAUCUCUCCGACAAAGGUCAUGGACAGAGGUGAGCUUAUUACAGAGAGCGCACAUAAAGGAAGGGUGGUUUUUAGGAGCAUGGGGAUUGAGAUGAAGUCCCCGGUCACACUGAAUGCAAAUCGGCAUGUGACU
Messenger RNA from Staurois parvus, 326 nucleotides. The record is from the annotation of a GenBank genome assembly. Lineage: Eukaryota; Metazoa; Chordata; Amphibia; Anura; Ranidae.